Molecule: messenger RNA, 3716 nt
Organism: Bactrocera latifrons
Lineage: Eukaryota; Metazoa; Arthropoda; Insecta; Diptera; Tephritidae
Gene: Ankle2
Exons: 11
Coding region: 1-3423 (1140 amino acids)
Biological process (GO): negative regulation of phosphorylation
Cellular component (GO): endoplasmic reticulum
Molecular function (GO): protein phosphatase 2A binding
Source: RefSeq, a predicted model, not a curated record
AUGCCCUUUUAUGGACUCUAUAUACCCGGAAAGGAAGCUGAUAUUCCACAUGUGUAUUGUAACAAGAGCGAAGCGCUGGAUGUGCUGAAACUGCACAAGGAGGCACGUUUACGUGAAUUCAAUAAUGAAAACGAUGCAAAGAAAUUUGCCAACACCGGGCAUGAAGUGGUGGCGCCACCGCGUCACGCCGAUGGUAAAUCAUCCAUUGCAAUGGAAAAGGCGGCAUUUCGUGGGCCAACCAAACAGGAACUUAUAGAAUUUCGCAAAGUAAUCGAGUCCGGCGAUUAUGAACGUGUCAAAACGAUGAUUUGGGAUAAUCCACGUUAUUUGGUGAGCGCUGGCGAUACACCCACCACACUAAAGGAGGGAUACCGUUAUAAUGCUAUGCACAUUUGUGCAAUCUCCAGCAAACCGCGCAUUGCUGAGUUGAUUUUGAAAACCGUAAGCGAUACAAAAUUUGUGGACUUGCUUACGGGAAAGAAAAACGACGAAAAAAUGUGCAAGGAAUUGUGUGUGAAUUUAUUGGAUUACUAUUUGAAUAUACCAGAAAAGGGGCGUAGUGAGACGCCGCUACAUUUCGCGGCGAAGACCGGUGCAUUUGAAAUGGUGGAGCUGUUGACUACUUUCCCGGAAUGCAAAAUGACACCCAAUUCGGAGGGCUUAUACCCCAAAGAUAUCAUAUGUUCACGGGUGCCAAAUGCCACGCCAGAAUUAAAAAAGAAGAUUGAAGCAUUGCUCGAGGAACGCUUUUACGUGCCCGUUUUACGCUCUGUGGACAAUGCGGUACCGCCGAAAAUUGGACAGCCGUUUUCUGCCAGCAAUCCACCGAACCUCAACUGUGAUCCACUGAGCCCUGAGGUUAAAAUAGAAGCUUUAGCCGGUCCAAUGAAUAAGGAUCAGGCCAACCAAUUCUGCCGUCGUUGGAAAACACCACCACGCCUCGGUAGUAACGCUGGUUUGUCGCCAGUUACUUAUAAUCUGUAUAUUUCGCCCGUUAAAACGCGCUGCGUUAACGGUACGCCUUCUAAGACAUCACUGGCUAACAUCAGUAACGGCAGUCCUACGCUCAGCACACCGCUCGCAAAAGCCAACCGUCGCGCCUUAUUCAAUUCCACGCCACGUCGUGCGAGUUGUGAAGUAGUUAGCGAAAAUGGUGUCACCAAUGACACAUCUUCGAUAGCUGACAAACAGAAUGGCAAUCAUAAGAAUCAUGUGGAAAGUGUCGAAACAAAAAAUACUACCUCGAAUUCCACAACAACAACAACAGCAAUCGAACAAGAAAAGAACAAUAAUAGCCGUGAACAAUUAACCUCGCAGAGCAAGGACAUCAAUAUUUUAAAGAAUUUAACAUCGCAAAAUACACCAGUGUUACAAAUGAAACGUGAGCUAUUCUUCACCUAUCGCGAUCCUAAUCCUAGUACACCAGUUGAGCGCAAAACACCCGAAAUUAGCCCCGCUAUGCUCGAUGAGCUGGAUAUUAGCGCCAUUGGCGAAAAUAACGAAAACCAGCCGUUGGACCAGCCACAGCAGCAGCAAGCAAUCAAAUUAAAAGGCAGCAUGUUGAAGACGGCGCUGUGCCGCAAGAUGCCGCUUAUAAAGGAUAAUUUCAACACUUAUCGUGAUAAUAGUACGGCUUCCACACCAGACUCGGACUGUUGUAAUGAUUCGAUACGCAGCUUGUUGUUGAACGAGCCCGAACAUUAUGACAGUCCGGGUUUCAAAGAGCGACACAUCAAAAUCACAGAUACCGAAAAGGGCUUGGAAUUAAUUGGACGCGAAUUGGCAAAGGAACAGAAUGUCGAAUGGCGGGAGUAUUGGGACUUCUUGAACUCGUUCAUCAACAUCGCUUCUGAGGAUGGCUUGACCAAACUCGAAAACUACUUCGGCCAACGCCUCAAAGAUGAGGAGAUGACAAAGAAAACAGCGCAAGCAAUGGCGAAAUCGGCGGUAAUUUUAGACAGCGUUUGCAAUGCCAUCGAUAAGUUGCAUUUUCCGGAAAAUGGCAGUUUACAUGAUUUUCGUAAUGGUUUCAAUAAUGAUCGAACGCGCUACGCCAACAUGACUGGCAGCGGUGAGGUCGCCACAACGGCGCCACAGUCCACAACGCCCUACACAUGUGUUGAGAAAUCGGUGCAAGUGUUCGCCAAACGCAUGACAAAAACCAUUAUACACAACAUGGAUAACAUGGUGUCCAUCAAUGACACACUUCUGUCUGAAUUGAAAAGACUGAAAUCGUUAAUAUGUAGUUUUAAGGAGGAUACACGAUUCCUAAAUGUCAAUUUCUCCAAAGUACAUUCAAGAAUUGGCAAUUUAAUUUCCAUCUAUUUGGCCAACUCACAAGAGGUCACGCCAGCAAUGAAAGUUAAACUUCAGGGUAUUAUCAAACACAUGCUUGCGCCCGGCGAGCGGCGCGAACACAUCGAAUGUGUUUGUUGGCGAAUACUUAACAUGUUGGAGUCUCCAACUGCUCAAAUACUGCCCGAACAGCUGAAAACCGAAGAGAUGUGUUCGCACGAGUGGGAGAAGGAGCGUGAAUGCGAGUGCCAAUGGGAGACGAAUCUCAGUCGCAAAACAAGUCGACGAAAUCGUAUGGAGGCGCGUUACCGCAGUCAUCAACAAGCUAGACAACAUCAUCAACAACAACAGCAACAACAAGAUACACAGAAAUCGCAACAAACUAAUGCAGAUAAUGGCAUUGAAUGGCGUGAUCCUUUGCCAUGCACCGACGCAGAGACCGUCUCACUUAAUGCCAAGAAUGCCAAAGAACAGUGGCGCGAUCCCGUCGAUUACAAUGAAGGCGGCGAACGAUGGCGCGAUCUUAAUAUACGCGAUGAGUCGCCAGACAACGAUGUUUUUUGGUCCGAUUUUGGUGACACUGAUUCCGACAAUGAGGAGGAGGUGUGGGCCACGCCACCCGAAAGUCCAUCUCACUGGAGUCUAUUGGAUGAGCCUGUGGUGGAGACAUUCAAAAUAUUUAUUUAUGGAAAUGAACCGACGAAACGUGAUGUUGACGUACUGAAUGCCAUCAUGCAUAUCGAUAUCGAUACCACAAAAUAUGCCAAUAUUCACUCGUGGAAAACGGCUAUGCUACGCUUUCCGAAAGAGGAAAUGGAUGCUUUUCCAUCGCUAUCCAUUGUAAAGAAGUCGCACUCGUUUACGUCAACGCGUACACCGACCCGCAAGGAAUUUCCACUAACGCCGUUCGCACAACGUCAGUCCCUAUCGAAAAGUGUAACCAGCACACCGCUCACAGCCAAGUUAACGGGAAGAUCAGCAUUUCCAACACAAUCACAACAGCAUACAACAGCAACAACAACAAGCAUCAAUCAACAGCGUCCACUGCCAACAACAGCGAAGCGGUUCUUUGCGCGUCAAACGCUCGCCAACCUCCUGGCACCAUUCCACGCCAACAACACGCACUAACAACUGUUGUUAAAGACGACCUCUGAAGUUUGUUUUCCAAUGACACAUUCAAAACUCAUAUUAAUUUCGUUUUACACUCGCACAGUGCGUUCGUUUCGGCUAACCACUCUAAUAUUUGUAUAUUUAUAUCGAAAUUUCGGCUUUUUUCAAAUUGAUUUCAUGGCGAAUUUACUAGCUGCGGCAUCUUCAUGCGCAUUUUGUAAGCAUAGAAAUGCAUUUCGCGUUGGCUUAUUUUAUUAUUAUUAAUUUUUUUGUAUACGUUUUUUUAUCAUUAUUAUUUUUUUAAUGUUCUU